AUGCAGUACCAGCAGCCAGCCCACGCUCGGACCCAUGGGUCCGAGCUGCUGCCCCAAGAAGAAACAGGGUACCUUGGGGUUGAUUUUAAAGAAAUUGAGAAUAAAAUUCGGAAAGAAAAUAUGUCUGUGAUGAAGAAUGUUAAAACGUCAGAUUUUGGGAAUAAGGAUUCGAAAUUAUUCCGUAUAAGUACAAACUUCAACUCAUUGUGGAAUAAGAAUGUUCGUAGUGGGUCUUCUCGUAAAGCAAAAACACCUUGUGGAAACCCGACUUGGAAGAGUACUAAUCGCAAAUUGAAUGGGUCAAGAUUUGGGAGAAAAAGGAAAGGACUCAAUGGAGCUUCAAAAUAACCAGAGUAUCACUUUCACUGAAUCAGGAACAAACUUCAUAACAACUACAAGAUCUAACCUCAUCACUCCCUGAAAGAACCAGCCAUCCAUAAGACCCCUUCGAAAAAUCUCCGAUUUCAACAAAACCACCACCACAACCCCUUUUAGCAUUUCCCAGAUCCCUUCAAAAGAAGCCAACUUGAAAGGAACAAAAUGGAAGAAGACAAGGACUUUUCUAGCACAAGUUUUAAAGAAAGAUAAGGAUAGAGCAGUUGGCAGGAAGGGAAGGGAGAGAAGAGAUGUGGAGGCGUUGGCUGGGAGGAGAGGGGUGGAAGAGGGAGGAUUAUUGGUAGGGGGGAUUUUGGAUAGGGGAGAGACUAGUGGAGAAGUGAAGAGUAGUGCUUACCAUCAGGAUUUGUCUGAGAAGGUAGAUUUGAUGUGUGAGUUGAUUCAUAAGAACAAAUCAGGGCAAAAACUUAUAUCUUGGUGUAAAAUUAAGGAUAAACAACAGUACUUUAAAUCUAUGCCAAGACCAAAAUCAGUGCUUCCAAAGAAAGGGUUAGAUAUGUACAAAGAUCUUAAGAAGAUGAGAGAUUAUGCUAGGAUGCGUCAAGAGAGAUGCAUUAAGGACUUGCCUACUUUUGAACUAUACGUCAGGAGAAAGCUUAAGCCCAAUCUUGGAUAACCUCUGAUGUGUAUUAUCCAAUUGUAGCAGUUUUUUGCCAGAACAUUUUUCAACAAAUUAUUAG
Moneuplotes crassus is the source of this 1076-nucleotide messenger RNA. The record is from the annotation of a GenBank genome assembly. Lineage: Eukaryota; Ciliophora; Spirotrichea; Euplotida; Euplotidae.